UAUCGGAGCGAGCACACGGAAACGAUUACAAAGAAGUGUUCUUUACAGUACGUCCACAGAUUGCAUCGACGCCGUUUGUCACGGGUGGACCCUGAUAUGACCGAAGCAGGCACCGGGUGUUAUACCAUACCUCCGGAAUGCUCUCAGGACGAAUUGUUUUACAAGACCUACCACCAGGCAGGCGGGAGGCGUGGAACAUGUUUCAUUAUAAAUAUCAAAGAUGUUCCUGGAAAGGAGCGACGAUGGGGCACCGAACAAGACUUCAAGAAAAUUCAAGAAGUAUUUGGUGAUGUCCUUCGCUUUGAUAUUCAUUUCCGCAUCGAUCCCAAAAAGACAGAUUUGGAACGUGCUCUUCUACAGUGUUCAGAGGCUAUUGGGAAGGACUUAAGCUCAGAUUCCUUCGCCUGCUUCGCGUUGAGUCACGGGGACGAUGGUUUCAUACUUUGCGGCGACGGGCAAAAGUUUAACACACAAGACAUCUUCGCUUAUUUCACGGAUGAAGCUUGUCCAAGCCUGGCUGGAAAACCCAAAUUCUUCUUCAUCCAGGUAAGCCUUUGGAUCAUUGCCCUCACAAGUACAGUUAGGAACCUGAGUAAUUGUACAUCUGAUCUGUGAACUGUAUUGCUCCUU
Ornithodoros turicata is the source of this 630-nucleotide messenger RNA. Its product is annotated as caspase-1-like. Gene Ontology annotation, biological process: proteolysis. Bases 97 to 615 code for a protein of 172 amino acids. The record is from RefSeq and is a predicted model, not a curated record. Gene Ontology annotation, molecular function: cysteine-type endopeptidase activity. NCBI's taxonomy places the organism in Eukaryota, Metazoa, Arthropoda, Arachnida, Ixodida, Argasidae. The transcript has 4 exons.